AUGCUAUUGGGGCAUCCUUGGUUUCCUACUGACAUUCUUGUCUCCUUUGCUCAUGCGAAAUGCCAGUUGGCUGAGCGGGAGAGGCUCUGGGAGGGUUUGUUACAAGAUAAGCCAUGGCAAGGGCCUUGGUAUGUGGUAGGAGAUUUUAAUCUCAUUCUAUCAGGAAAUGAAAAGAAAGGGGGGCGGCAAUUUUGGCCAGCGGAGGGUCUAGAGUUGUCUCAUUUUAUGAGCAACAGAGGGGUGUUUGAUGUAGGUUUCUCUGGUUCUAUGUUCACCAAGUGCAAUAAUAGAUUUGGGAGAGCACGAAUUUGGAAACGUCUGGAUAGAGUGUUGAUUAAUAUGGCCUGCCUGGAUUUCUCCUUGUCAGUUUCAGUUUCACAUUUGGUUCGUGCGUCGUCAGAUCAUGCUCCGCUCCUGAUCUCCUUCACCUCUAGAGCCAACAUUAAGAGUCGUUCAAUCCGAUUUUUGAACAUCUGGCCUUCCAAGGAUGGUUUUCUAGAUUUGGUUAGGUCAGCCUGGCAAAGUAAGGUGACCAGGUCGCCUUUCUAUGUGGUUUGGACAAAAUUAAGGAGUGUUUCCCGUGCCCUCCACCUGUGGAAUAAGGAGACAUUUGGUGAUGUGUUUGAGAAUAUUAAGAAGGGGGAAGCUGCAGUGGCUGCGGCUGAGCGUACAGUCCAAUCUGACUCCUCCGUCGAGGCCCAUACUGAGCUACAGCGAGCUCAAUCCCACUUGAAUAAGCAGUUAGCAAUUGAAGAGCUUUUUUGGAGUCAAAAGGCUAGGAUCAAGUGGCUACAACACGGAAAUCAUAAUUCGAAACAUUUUCAUUCGGAGAACCCCUCCUUAGAAGAGGUGAGAAAGGUGAUCUUUGAGAUGGAUGGUGAUAGUGCGGCUGGACCAGAUGGUUUCACAUGGAAAUUCUUUAUGGUUGCCUGGGAAGUGGUGGCUCAAGAUGUGUACAAGGCAAUUUUGAGUUUUUUCUGUGAUACGGAACUGCCCCAUUUCGUCACGGCAACGUCUAUUAUUCUUUUACCCAAGAUUAUGAAUCCUAAUGAUUUUACCCAAUUUCGACCUAUUAGUGUAUGUAACUUUCAGAAUAAAGUUAUAUCUCGACUUUUGGUGGGUCGGCUGUCAAGUGUCUUGCCUCGAAUCAUCUCUCCUCAGCAGAGUGGCUUUGUUAAAGGGCGGUCUAUUUCGGAUAAUUACUUGCUGGCUCAGGAACUGAUGUCGGAGAUGGGAAAGAAGUGCAGGGGUGGGAAUCUGGCUCUUAAGUAA
Molecule: messenger RNA, 1272 nt
Organism: Coffea eugenioides
Lineage: Eukaryota; Viridiplantae; Streptophyta; Magnoliopsida; Gentianales; Rubiaceae
Exons: 2
Coding region: 1-1272 (423 amino acids)
Source: RefSeq, a predicted model, not a curated record